Molecule: messenger RNA, 1518 nt
Organism: Fonsecaea nubica
Lineage: Eukaryota; Fungi; Ascomycota; Eurotiomycetes; Chaetothyriales; Herpotrichiellaceae
Exons: 6
Coding region: 1-1518 (505 amino acids)
Biological process (GO): carbohydrate transport; transmembrane transport
Cellular component (GO): membrane
Molecular function (GO): carbohydrate:proton symporter activity
Source: RefSeq, a predicted model, not a curated record
AUGGGUGCAGGAAACAGGUACAAUUUUCUUGUCGUCUUCUUUGUGACCUUUGGGUCUCUCACCUAUGGCUACAAUUCCGCAGUUAUUGGAGCUGUCAUUGGCCUGCCAUCCUUCUUCACGUACUUCGACAUCGACAUCAAAUCAAGCGGCGGCUCCCGAAUCACCGGAGCAACCAAUGGACUCUUUGCAGGGGGUGGCUUUAUUGGCUGCAUUUUCAUCACCUGGCUGGCCGAUAAGGUGGGCCGGAAGAGGUCCAUACAGAUCACCGCCUCCGUUUGUAUCGUCGCUGGUGCUAUUCAGGCUGGCUCUGUCCAUAUUGCCAUGUUUCUGGUUGCUCGCUUCAUGAUGGGCUUCGGCGUUGGCAUGGUCAAUUCUAUUACACCUCUCUAUCAAUCAGAAGUUUCCCCUGCCCACUCUCGUGGGCGAAUGGUGGGCAGCCAUGGGUUCAUUCUUUGCGUCGGAUAUGGAUUAGCCGGAUGGACAGGCUAUGGCUGCUAUUUCUUGGAGAACCAGGAGGCGCAGUGGCGUCUUUGCCUUGCCCUACAAAUCGUCCCACCACUCUGCCUUCUAGUGGGCUCUCCGUGGCUUCCUGAGUCCCCUCGUUACUUGGUUGCAAACGACAUGCAAGAAAAAGGGUUUGAGGUCCUUAAAAGAUUGCAUCAUCAACCCGAGGAUGAGGACGACACUAUUGCUCGAGAGGAGCUGUAUCAAAUCCGUCAGCAACUUGAUCUGGAGAAACGUGAAGGCUGGAGACAAGGCUGGAUCAAAGGCUGGAUUCUCCUGUUUUCCAGGAAGUCUUACCGGAAGCGUUUGCUCUUUGGAUUUCUCCUUCUUGGCCUAGUUCAGAGCACAGGGUGCCUGGUCAUCAACAACUAUCAAGUCCUUCUUUACAACGGUCUCAGCCUCUACGGAGCAAUGCCUCUCAUGCUAUACGCCCUUUGGGACACUUGGGCUGCUUUUAUGAAUUUCGUCAAUAGUCUUCUUCUUGACAAGCUUGGCCGAAUCCCGAUCAUGGUUGUUGGACAGAUUGGAUGCUCCAUCUCUGUCGCUGGGUUUACUGCUUGUCUCGCAAGAUACGGUGGUACUGACAACCGUGUGGGAAAUGGGUUUGGCGUCUUCUUCCUCUACUUAUUCGUGACCUUCUUCGGAGGCUCAAUGGAUGCCUCAUCCUACGUCUACUCUUCCGAGAUCUUCCCGACUUCAAUCCGUGCCCAAGGAACAGGGUUCAGUGUCUCGGGUUUGUUUGCUUUCAGCUUAAUCUACACCAUGUGUGCCCCAGUCGCGUUCAACAGCAUUGGUUGGAAGUAUUACCUGAUCUUCAUCAUUGUGCCGUUGAUUGGAGCUGCGAUCAUGGCACUGUUCUACCCCGAGACCAAAGGCCUUGCUCUGGAAGAAAUUGGGCAAAAGUUCGGUGACGAGGUUGCCAUUGAUCUCACCCACCUCUCGGCCGAAGAAAGAGCCAGACUGGACAAGGCUCUGGUGCAUUCAGAAGUUGUGGAAAUGGAAAUCAAGGCUUAA